Messenger RNA from Juglans regia (Persian walnut), 973 nucleotides. RefSeq names its product nudix hydrolase 16, mitochondrial-like. The record is from RefSeq and is a predicted model, not a curated record. Bases 207 to 794 code for a protein of 195 amino acids. Gene Ontology annotation, cellular component: cytoplasm; nucleus. Gene Ontology annotation, molecular function: pyrophosphatase activity. The transcript is spliced from 5 exons. Lineage: Eukaryota; Viridiplantae; Streptophyta; Magnoliopsida; Fagales; Juglandaceae.
UCAUAAGGAAAGAAAGAAGAGAAAUAAAAGAGGCACUGGUAUUGAAAUUUGAAUGUGCAGUAGCAGUACUGGCGUGGUGUGUCCUGAUUGACUAGCCAUGCGUAUUCCGGUUUUGGAAUCGCAAUGGGAAAUGGACAUGGAAGGUUGUCGUUGUAGUAACUAAGAGGCAAAGGAAAGCGGACCCACCGGCGCCAAUAUUCCGCAAAAUGUCAGAAUUGGUGGCUCGCACCGGUCGCCAUCAGCAGCGCUACAACGAAGGUUGCCGCCUCGUCGCCGGGUGUGUUCCUUUCAAGGAUACCAAUGGUAUUGGAAGUAGUGAUGGAACGUCUAAGAAGGAUGUGGAGGUACUAAUGAUCAACUCAACUAGUGGACCUGGUCUUCUAUUUCCGAAGGGUGGCUGGGAGAACGAUGAGACAGUUGAGGAGGCGGCAAAACGUGAAGCUUUAGAAGAGGCUGGAGUUCGAGGGGAUUUAAUGCAUUUUCUCGGCUACUACAUCUUCAAGAGCAAAACCCUACAAGAUGAAUUUAGCCCGGAAGGUAUGUGCAAAGCUGCCAUGUACGCUUUGCUUGUGACAGAGGAGCUGCAGUCUUGGCCAGAACAGAGCACUCGCCAGAGACAUUGGCUAACAAUCCCUGAAGCAAAGAAGCGCUGCCAGUAUCAGUGGAUGCGAGAAACCCUUGAGGAAGGUUUCUCAAAGUGGCAUGCAGAUCGAAUAUCAAGCAAUUUGAAAAAAGAGAACCAUGUAGUUUCACCUGAUUCUGAAUCAGAAUUGAUGAAGAAGGCACCUGUCUGAAUUGAUAUUGGUGCAUUUCUUUUCCUUCAAAUUUAGGAACUCUCAUGUUACUGACUUCUUGGUGUAUAAAGGAUUUAGGCAGUCAUUUUAAAGAGACCCAAUAGUCGUUUAGGCAAUGGCAUACAGAGAAGCGUCAGUGGUUUUAAAUUUCACGCUUCCUACAUGGUGAUGCUCCAAAC